This is a messenger RNA of Coregonus clupeaformis (lake whitefish), 1909 nucleotides long. Its product is annotated as mucin-17. Gene Ontology annotation, biological process: negative regulation of protein sumoylation. The record is from RefSeq and is a predicted model, not a curated record. Gene Ontology annotation, molecular function: calcium ion binding. The transcript is spliced from 2 exons. Lineage: Eukaryota; Metazoa; Chordata; Actinopteri; Salmoniformes; Salmonidae. Bases 31 to 1626 code for a protein of 531 amino acids.
ACACCUACGUUCACCCACCCGUCUCUGGCCAUGUCAUCCCAGCUGCAGCCCUGGUCCUGUGAGCUACCUGUGGUGGGGGUGGGGAGGUGUAAGAGCUCCGGCCCUGUACAGGUGAGUCACAUGGACCACCUGGUGUUGACCGUGAAGAGUGUUCCAGACACCUGCACCUUCUACUCCUCUGUCCUGGGCAUGGAGGUCAUCACCUUUAAGGGUGACCGUAAGGCGCUGUGUUUUGGGCAGCAGAAGUUGAACCUGAACCAGGUGGGUCAGGAGUUUGAACCCAAGGCUCUGAGACCCACUUCAGGAUCAGCUGACCUCUGUCUCCUCACCGCCAGCCCCCUGGAUGCUGUAGCUACACACCUACAGGUGAUCAAACAGCCGCUACGCUCCCAGUGGACACACUCCCAGUGGAAACACUCCCCGUGGACACACUCCCAGUGGACACACUCCCAGUGGAAACACUCCCCGUGGACACACUCCCAGUGGACACACUCCCAGUGGAAACACUCCCAGUGGACACACUCCCAGUGGACACACUCCCCGUGGAAACACUCCCAGUGGACACACUCCCAGUGGACACACUCCCAGUGGACACACUCCCCGUGGAAACACUCCCAGUGGACACACUCCCAGUGGACACACUCCCAACGCUCCUACAGUGGACACACUCCCAGUGGACACACUCCCAGUGGAAACACUCCCAGUGGAAACACUCCCAGUGGAAACACUCCCAGUGGAAACACUCCCAGUGGACACACUCCCAACGCUCCUACAGUGGACACACUCCCAGUGGACACACUCCCAGUGGAAACACUCCCAGUGGAAACACUCCCAGUGGAAACACUCCCAGUGGACACACUCCCAGUGGACACACUCGCUACGCUCCUACAGUGGACACACUCCCAGUGGACACACUCCCAGUGGACACACUCCCAGUGGACACACUCCCAGUGGACACACUCCCAGUGGACACACUCGCUACGCUCCUACAGUGGAAACACUCCCAGUGGACACACUCCCAGUGGACACACUCCCAGUGGAAACACUCCCAGUGGACACACUCCCAGUGGACACACUCGCUACGCUCCUACAGUGGACACACUCCCAGUGGAAACACUCCCAGUGGACACACUCCCAGUGGACACACUCCCAGUGGAAACACUCGCUACGCUCCUACAGUGGACACACUCCCAGUGGAAACACUCCCAGUGGACACACUCCCAGUGGAAACACUCGCAGUGGACACACUCCCAGUGGACACACUCCCAGUGGACACACUCCCAGUGGAAACACUCGCUACGCUCCUACAGUGGACACACUCCCAGUGGACACACUCCCAGUGGAAACACUCCCAGUGGAAACACUCGCUACGCUCCUACAGUGGACACACUCCCAGUGGACACACUCCCAGUGGAAACACUCCCAGUGGACACACUCCCAGUGGACACACUCCCAGUGGAAACACUCCCAGUGGACACACUCCCAGUGGAAACACUCCCAGUGGACACACUCCCAGUGGAAACACUCCCAGUGGACACACUCCCAGUGGAAACACUCCCAGUGGACACACUCGCUACGCUCCUACAGUGGACACACUCCCAGUGGUUUUUUGCUUUAGCCAAAUGAUUUGUUGUUUGACAAUAUCCUCAGCAGGCAGUGUACCUCAGGGCACCCUGUUCCCUCUAUAGAGUAUUACUCUUGACGAGGGUCCAUAGGGGUCUAAUAGUAGUGCACUAUGUAGGGAAUAGGGGACCAUUUGGGACUCAACCACUCAUUCUCCUGACCCUGACUGUUAGCGAAGUGCAAUGGAGUGUGGGACACAGUAUGUGUCCCAAAUGUCACCCUUUUCGUUAUGGGGCAGGGGCACUGAUCAAAAGUAGUGCACUAUGUAGGGAAUAAGGUGCUACAG